Messenger RNA from Corticium candelabrum, 2745 nucleotides. RefSeq names its product AMP deaminase 2-like. Lineage: Eukaryota; Metazoa; Porifera; Homoscleromorpha; Homosclerophorida; Plakinidae. Gene Ontology annotation, molecular function: AMP deaminase activity. The record is from RefSeq and is a predicted model, not a curated record. Gene Ontology annotation, cellular component: cytosol. The transcript is spliced from 14 exons. The coding region runs from base 286 to 2580 and encodes 764 amino acids. Gene Ontology annotation, biological process: AMP metabolic process; IMP salvage.
UUCAUUCACAACACAUGAUAAGAACUGUGUAAGAACUGAGUAGUGUAUGGCGAGAAUUUCACUGACCGAUUUCCACAGAAGAUUUGUAUAUAUCGCGUAUUAAUCUUUCUAGUCAUAGUAACGACAAAGCUAUAAACAUUCACAUUCAUGACUUGUAAAAUAUCAUGAUAUUGUCUACUAAAGUCGAUAAAAUACAUUAUAGAAUAUAACAUUUAAUUAUGUAAAUUUUUUAAAGCAGUGUCUGCUCCAAUUGCGUCACGUGAUCUGUCUUUCUUCACUCUUUGCAUGGCCACGUUUGUAGAGAAUUCUGCAGCGCAGGCAGUGAGACCAACCGUAGGGGGAGGGGAAACUGAGAUCCAUGCUACGGCAAAUGAACUGGUAUCUGUGACUGACGAGUCUCUUCAUCAGACAAUUCGCCACAGACGCGAUGAAAGCCCCUUCUAUCAAUCCCAACUAGACUACGAAGCACCUGACGACGCUAUUCCAUUGGAGAAUUCGGACUCAUUCUUGAGACUAGAGCAAGGCAGGUUUGAAGAGGAACAGGAUCCUACUCAAAGCGUGGAGGCUAGUCUUCCUUCCAGUCGAUCCACAUGCGGUUUUGGUUUUACUCGACUUCAGAGAGAGAGAAGACUCUCAGUGCAUAGUGCCAGCAGACUUGCGUCAGAGAGUGUUAGCUAUCGCCGACUAAGCAUUACAACUGGAAGCGACGUCAAGACAACCUUUGAGGGAAAUACUGCUCUUUGUCAUCUCUUGGUGAAAGCUUUGCAGAUACGUGAAAAAUACAUGGCGAAGAGUCUCCAAAACUUUUGUCAUAUUACAUCUAAUUCACUACUCAAGCAAGUUGACUUUGAUCGCAUUACAAAAUUUGAACCAGAAUAUCAAGGCCAGUCACCUUCAGCAUCUGCUCCAUACAAGCCAUUUGGUGAGCCAACUCAAAGUGACAAUGGGUUUGUGUUUGAGAUGAAUCAAGGGGUUGUUCACGUGUAUGCAAAUGAAGCAGACAGAAAAAAUGGAAAACUGUGGUCAAAUAUGCCUAAUAUCAACUUAGAUGAAUUUGUUCGCGAUAGCGAAUCUGUCUUUCUUGCUUGCAUCAAUGGGCCUUUGAAAUCGUUCUGCUAUUGCCGGCUCAACUAUUUGGAGUUGUCGUUUCAUCUUCACGGAAUACUUAAUGAGAAGCCUGAAGCUGUGGAACAAAAAUCUGUUCCCCAUCGAGACUUCUACAAUGUCAGGAAGGUUGAUACUCAUGUUCAUGCUGCAUCUUGUAUGAAUCAAAAGCAUCUUCUGCGCUUCAUCAAAAAGAAAAUGAAAGUUUCACCUGACGAAAAAGUAAUUGUUAGAGAUGGGCAGCAGCUGUCUCUUUCUGAGGUGUUUGAAAGCCUUGAAAUGACUGCCUAUGAUUUGAAUGUAGAUAUGCUGGAUGUCCAUGCUGAUCGAAGUACCUUCCAUCGGUUUGACAAAUUCAACUUGAAAUACAACCCUGUGGGUGAGAGUCGUCUUCGAGAGAUUUUUCUUAAAACAGACAAUCACGUAAAAGGGAAAUACUUUGCUGAGCUUCUCAAGCAAGUUAUGAGUGACUUGGAGGACAGUAAAUACCAGAAGGCUGAACUUCGAAUUUCAGUUUAUGGUCGGUCACGUGAUGAAUGGGACAAGCUGGCUGAUUGGGCUUAUGACAAUGAGAUUUAUUCAGAUCAUGUUCGUUGGCUUGUCCAAGUUCCCAGACUAUAUGACGUGUAUCGAAAAAACUGUAGUGUCAAGAACUUUCAAGAAAUGCUUGAAAAUCUAUUCUUGCCACUGUUUGAGGUGUCUGUGAACCCACAGUCUCACCCAAGACUCUACAUGUUUCUACAGCAAGUAGUUGGGUUCGACAGCGUUGAUGAUGAAAGCAAACCUGAGCAUCAGUCAUUUCGACAGUCAAGUCCGCCACCUGACCGCUGGGAAAAUGAAGAGAAUCCCCCCUACGCUUACUAUUUGUACUACAUGUAUGCCAAUAUGACAGUACUCAAUUGGCUACGCAAGGAAAGAAACAUGAACACAUUUGUUCUCCGGCCACACUGUGGGGAGGCUGGCCUCUGGCACCACCUGGUCACAUCUUUUAUGUUGGCUGAGAACAUUUCUCAUGGUCUACUUCUCAGGAAGGUGCCCACUUUGCAGUAUCUCUACUACUUAGCACAGAUUGGAAUAGCUAUGAGCCCUCUUUCCAAUAAUCUCCUCUUCUUGGAUAUCCAUCGAAAUCCAUUACCCCAGUUUUUUCAACGUGGACUGCUGGUAUCUGUUUCCACGGACGAUCCUCUUCAAUUCCAUUUCACAAAGGAACCCCUCAUGGAGGAGUACAGCAUUGCAUCUCAAGUUUGGAAGCUAUCUCCAAGCGAUAUGUGUGAACUGGCACGCAACUCGGUUCUGAUGAGCGGGUUUGAGCGCCUGGUGAAGCAGCAUUGGAUUGGAGAAGAGUACUGGAAACCAGGACCACAUGGCAAUGAUGUAACGAGAACGAAUGUUCCAGAUAUUCGAUUAGCUUACAGGCACGAGACUCUUCACUCUGAACUUGCAGGCGUCUGUGACGCAGGGAAGAAACAACUCUAAAGUUACUAGCCGCGAUCACGAACACUUUUGAGUUACGAUGAAUACUUUCAGCGAAAACAUGGCAAUUUUGAGUUUUAUUUGAUUUAUGGCAGUUUGUAUACCACUCUUUACUAGAUCUAAACCAGUCGAUCGUCAUGAAGCAAAAAUAGAACACGUAUGAAAUUU